GAGGAGGCGAAAAAGUUUCUUGUGCGGCUAAAGGGGCUUUGGCACGUCUUCGCUGAUCCGGCUGCAACUCUGCCGCAGUGGGCCUUUCUUUUUCGUCUCCUUCUCACUAAUACGGGGAAUAAAAGGGCUUCGCUGCUGGGAGUAAAAGAAAGGAGUUGACGGAGCCAUAGAGAGGACCGCGUGCGUGCACGGGCGGGAACGAGGGUGUCCACUGUUCGGCUGGAAGUUUGUACCAAGACCCGAGUGUGCACCCGGCUGCGGAGCGCGGGGCCGAGCCAUAGGCCACAGGACCGCGAUGGGCGCGCCGAGGCUCGUUCUGCCUGCGGCGGCGCUGGGGCUGCUGCUGUGCGCGCUGGUGGGGCGCGCGGGCCCAGCCGACAGCAGCAGCUUCGGGCGCGUUAUACUUGGGAAUCCGUCCGGGGUUGCCACCGAGCGGCCGUGUCCCGCUCCUUGCCGCUGCCUUGGGGACCUGCUAGACUGCAGUCGCCAGCGACUGGCGCGUCUUCCCGAGCCGCUCCCGCCCUGGGUCGCCCGGCUGGACUUAAGUAACAACAGAGUGUCUUUCAUCAAGGCAAGUUCCAUGAGCCACCUUCAGAGGCUUCGAGAAGUAAAACUGAACAACAAUGAAUUGGAGACCAUUCCAAAUCUGGGACCAGUCUCAGCAAAUAUUACGCUUCUCUCCUUGACCGGAAACAAGAUCAAUGAAAUAUUGCCCGAACAUCUGAAACAAUUUCAGUCCCUUGAAACUUUGGACCUGAGCAACAACAAUAUUUCAGAGCUUAAAACUGCAUUUCCAUCCCUACAACUCAAAUAUCUGUAUCUCAGCAGCAACCGGAUCACAUCAGUGGAACCUGGUUGUUUUGACAAUUUGGCCAAUACACUCCUGGUGUUGAAGCUGAACAGGAAUCGCAUCUCAGCUGUCCCUCCCAAAAUGUUUAAACUGCCCCAGCUGCAACACCUUGAACUAAACCGAAACAAGAUUAAAAACGUCGAUGGACUCACAUUCCAAGGGCUCAGUGCUCUGAAGUCUCUAAAAAUGCAAAGAAAUGGAGUAACAAAGCUUAUGGAUGGAGCUUUUUGGGGGCUGAGCAACAUGGAAAUCUUGCAGUUGGACCAUAACAACCUAACAGAGAUUACCAAAGGCUGGCUUUAUGGCUUGCUGAUGUUGCAGGAACUUCAUCUCAGCCAAAAUGCCAUCAACAGGAUCAGCCCCGAUGCCUGGGAGUUCUGCCAAAAACUCAGUGAGCUGGACCUAACUUUCAAUCACUUAUCGAGAUUAGAUGAUUCCAGCUUCCUUGGCCUAAGUUUACUGAAUACACUGUAUAUUGGGAACAACAAAGUGAGCUACAUUGCUGAUUGUGCCUUCCGGGGACUUUCCAGUUUAAAGACAUUGGAUCUGAAAAACAAUGAAAUUUCCUGGACGAUUGAAGACAUGAAUGGUGCUUUCUCUGGGCUUGACAAACUGAGGCGGCUAGUACUCCAAGGAAACCGGAUUAGAUCUAUUACCAAAAAAGCCUUCACUGGUUUGGAUGCAUUAGAACACUUAGACCUGAGCGACAAUGCAGUCAUGUCAUUACAAGGCAAUGCAUUUGCACAAAUGAAGAAACUUCAACAGUUUCAUUUAAAUACAUCAAGCCUUUUGUGUGACUGCCAACUAAAAUGGCUCCCACAGUGGGUGGCAGAAAACAACUUUCAAAGCUUUGUAAAUGCCAGUUGUGCCCAUCCUCAGCUGCUAAAAGGAAGAAGUAUUUUUGCUGUUAGCCCAGAUGACUUUGUGUGUGAUGAUUUUCCUAAACCCCAGAUCACGGUUCAGCCAGAAACACAGUCUGCAAUAAAAGGUUCCAAUUUGAGUUUUAUCUGCUCAGCUGCCAGCAGCAGUGAUUCCCCAAUGACUUUUGCUUGGAAAAAAGACAAUGAACUACUGCAUGAUGCUGAAAUGGAAAAUUAUGCACACCUCCGGGCCCAAGGUGGAGAGGUGAUGGAGUACACCACCAUCCUUCGGCUGCACAAUGUGGAAUUUACCAGCGAAGGGAAAUACCAAUGUGUCAUUUCCAAUCACUUUGGUUCAUCCUACUCUGUCAAGGCCAAGCUUACUGUAAAUAUGCUUCCUUCGUUCACCAAGAUGCCCAUGGAUCUGACCAUCCGUGCUGGGGCCAUGGCACGCUUGGAGUGUGCUGCAGUGGGGCACCCCACCCCACAGAUAGCCUGGCAAAAGGACGGGGGCACGGAUUUCCCUGCCGCCAGGGAGAGACGCAUGCAUGUCAUGCCGGAAGACGACGUGUUCUUCAUCGUGGAUGUGAAGAUAGAGGACAUUGGGGUUUAUAGCUGCACAGCUCAGAACAGCGCAGGAAGUAUUUCAGCCAAUGCAACUCUGACUGUCCUAGGCAAUCAGCUGCUGAUUAUUGUGGACUCGGAUGUCAGCGAUGCUGGGAAGUACACAUGCGAAAUGUCCAACACCCUGGGAACUGAGAGGGGCAACGUGCGCCUCAGUGUGAUCCCCACACCCACCUGCGACUCCCCCCAGCUGACUGCCACCUCGCUGGACGAUGACGGGUGGGCCACGGUGGGAGUCGUGAUCAUUGCGGUGGUCUGCUGUGUGGUGGGCACAUCCCUCGUGUGGGUGGUCAUCAUAUACCACACGAGGCGGAGGAACGAAGAUUGCAGCGUUACCAACACGGAUGAGACCAACUUGCCAGCAGAUAUCCCUAGUUAUUUGUCAUCUCAGGGAACAUUAGCCGACAGACAAGAUGGGUACGGCUCCUCAGAAAGUGGAAGCCACCACCAAUUUGUCACUUCUUCAGGAGGUGGAUAUUUCCUACCACAACAUGACAGUAAUGGAACCUGCCUUAUUGACAACAGCAGUGAAGCUGAUGUGGAAGCUGCCACAGAUCCAUUCUUUUGUCCCUUUUUGGGAUCCUCAGGCCCUGUCUACUUGAAGGGAAAUGUGUAUGGCUCAGAUCCUUUUGAAGCCUAUCACACAGGUUGCAGUCCUGACACAAGAACAGCCUUAAUGGACCACUAUGAGACCAGUUACAUGAAGAAAAAAGACUGCUACCCAUGUCCUCAUCCUUCAGAAGAAACCUUUGAGCGCAGCGUCAGUCAUGUGGGGUUGCCUUCACAUGUGAGGAAGCUAAUUAAUUCUGCGUACUCUCAAAAUGAAGGACCUGGAAUGAAAAAUCUGUGUCUAAACAAGUCCUCUUUAGAUUUUAGUAUGAGUCUGGAGCCAGCAUCGGUUACUUUGAGUAAUUCUUUCAUGGGCACAUUUGGAAAGCCUCUGAAGAGACCUCACCUGGAUGUCUUUUCAGGCUGUGGACAGCCAUCAGAUUGUCAGCCAAGAGCCUUUCAUGUGAAAGCUCAUGCUUCCCCAGACUUGGACUCUGAAGCAGAGGAAGAUAGGAAAGAAAGGACAGAUUUUCACGAAGAAAAUCCCGUGUGUACCUAUAAACAGACCUUAGAGAAGUACAGGACUCCAAAUUUUCAGUCUUAUGACUUGGACACAUAGACUGAGUGGGACCAAAGAAAAGUUUAACAUACUACCUCAAAUGAACUUUUAUUUAAAAGAGAGAGAAUCCUAUGUUUUUAAUGGAUUUAUGAAUUUUAACAAGAUAAAAUGCCUUAUUUAUACAGAUGAGCCAAAAUUACGAAAGUUAUAAAAAUUUUAUACAAAAAUAACUUCCGUAUAAGAAUCAUUUUAAACUAUUUUAUAACUUUGUUUUAUGCAAAAAAAAAAGUAUCUUAUGUAAAUUAACGGUAUAAAGCCCAUGGCUAUUUUAUGUAUUUUUAUAAU
Molecule: messenger RNA, 3787 nt
Organism: Choloepus didactylus (southern two-toed sloth)
Lineage: Eukaryota; Metazoa; Chordata; Mammalia; Pilosa; Megalonychidae
Gene: LRIG3
Product: leucine rich repeats and immunoglobulin like domains 3
Exons: 19
Coding region: 296-3502 (1068 amino acids)
Molecular function (GO): protein binding
Source: RefSeq, a predicted model, not a curated record